Molecule: messenger RNA, 916 nt
Organism: Nasonia vitripennis (jewel wasp)
Lineage: Eukaryota; Metazoa; Arthropoda; Insecta; Hymenoptera; Pteromalidae
Product: glycolipid transfer protein A
Exons: 5
Coding region: 68-742 (224 amino acids)
Biological process (GO): ceramide transport; intermembrane lipid transfer
Cellular component (GO): membrane; cytosol; cytoplasm
Molecular function (GO): ceramide 1-phosphate transfer activity; ceramide 1-phosphate binding
Source: RefSeq, a predicted model, not a curated record
GGUCCAUAAUACAACAUAUACUUAUUUCUGAUGCACUUGUUUUUACGCAUUAGUUCAACAGUAUAAUAUGUCGAUCUUGCGGGAAAAAGUAAACUUUGAAAAUCAAAGCUUCAUCGCUGACAUUAUGUAUUUACCAAUAUUCCCUAAGCCAAUCAAUGGAGAACUUUCAAGCGAAGAAUUCUUGGCAUCUUCAAGAAACGUUGUGAGAAUUCUUGAUUACUUUGGAAACAUCUUUAUGCCUGUCAAAUACGAUAUGCAAGGAAAUAUUGAUAAGUUAAGCAAGAAAUUCAAUCAAAACAAGAAAAAAUAUUCGACAUUGCAAAAGAUGAUAAUUGAUGAAAAAGACAAAUUAGAAGACUCAGUCGUGAUUGAUGCUAUACUGUGGUUGAGAAGGGCACUGCACAUGAUUCAACUAUUCUUCGAGUAUAUCGUUUAUGAUUUCAAUUCUGGAAAAAAGUCGGAAGAUCUCAUGGCAAAUAUUUGCAAAUCAUAUGAAUUGAGUUUGGAACCGUAUCACGGAUACAUGGCACAGCAACUUUUCAACUCCGAAUAUUUGCAGUUACUGUCACGAAUGAUACCUCCUCGGAAUAAAGUUUUGCAAGCGAUUGCCAAUGGAUAUGACGUUAAACAAGAAAUUAUAAUUAAAAGCAUGGAUAGCUUUUCGAAAAGAUUGCAAGAAAACAUAACGAUUCUUAAAUUAUUUUACGAAAAGCAUGAUUUAGAAAGUUACGAAAAAGCAUGAGGUUUAUCCUAAUAUUAUGUAUUGUUGAGGUACUAUACGUAUUUAUUUAUUAAUACAUCUAGGAUUAAGUAAGGAGAGGGCUUUUCGCUGCCAUUAUAGCAGAAAUUAGGUUUUUUCAGUUUAAUUUGCAUAUUUGUAUGUAUAUUAAAUAAAAAAACUAUACAUUGAUGAAUA